This is a messenger RNA of Ostreococcus tauri, 1140 nucleotides long. RefSeq names its product Winged helix-turn-helix DNA-binding domain. NCBI's taxonomy places the organism in Eukaryota, Viridiplantae, Chlorophyta, Mamiellophyceae, Mamiellales, Bathycoccaceae. Bases 1 to 1140 code for a protein of 379 amino acids. The record is from RefSeq and is a predicted model, not a curated record. The transcript is spliced from 2 exons.
AUGUUUCAUCACGCCCCCACGGGGGCGUUCGCGCGCGCCGGACCUCCGCCGCGUCAGCCGUCCGUGGGCGGCACCAGGAUGCUCGACGGGCGAGGGGCGAACGUCGACGCCGGGCGACGACGAGACGGCGAUCAGGAUGAGUUUCGUGUGCGGCGUCCGGUGGCGAGGUACAGCGGGAACAGAGAGACUUUAUCAAAAGUGACGCGAUGCGUCGCGGAGCAGUUGCUCGAUGAGAGUGUUCCGAUGGACGACGACGACGAGCGAGCGGCGGAGCGGGCGUUUCAUAGCGUACACGACUUAGUGCACUACGCGAUCCUGUCCCAGCCGACAAGUGCGGCGAGCCUGAGAAUGAUUUAUUCCAUCUGUCAGAAAGAAGGGCGAAUAGCGAGCAAGCACGGAAACGGGUCGAGGUUGAUCACGGCGAACGAACACUGGAAAUCGCAGAUUAGACACGCGCUGUACACUUCACCGAGAUUCAGGCGUUUGGGGAACGACGAUUGGGGCGUCGCCGCCGGACAUCAAGUCAUGCCAGACACCACGACGGUGUUCGUGAGCAAGGCUGAGAAACGUAGUUCAGCGACAUCGAGUGCGCCGUCGUCGACGCUUGGGGGGAAGUGUGGAUCGCCCCCACCCAAGUCAUUAAAAAAGCGACGUAUGCCACGCAUGCUCGUUCCAGGAAAUUCGAAUGAGAUGCCGAGCUGGGAAGCGGAUGACUAUCGCUCGUCCGCCGAGCCAGAGACUGUGUCCAUGUCCACUCUCGAGGGCGACCCGACGAACUUGAAGCUCAUGCGUACUGCCAGCGGGGCGCAGAGCGGGAGCGCUCACAGUGCGCGUUCGACGGAGACCAGGAUCGGCAGGGCUGAACAACGAGAGUUUGCGGCCAGUCCAAAGACGCGAACGCCGUCGAGGUCGCCGUCGAGGUCACCAUCGACGUCACCUGAACCACGCGAGAGCUCGACUUUGGUCGUCGUCGCUGGUUUGUUGGAACAGUACAAUGGUAAGGUGACGUUCGCUCCACGCAAUUUCCGUCGCAACAGACGCAAGCCCGUGGGCGGGGGACAUCACGCCGCCAUGCCAGCGGACAGCGAGUGCCGAGUCGAUGGGUCGACGUACGCAGUCGCGAGCUUUGAACACUGGUGA